UCCCUGGAACUCCUGAAUCUCUCAUUCCUUUCUCCCUAUCUCAUUCUGUCCUUCAGUCUCUCUCUUCCCUCUCUCUCUCUCUCUCUCCCUCCCCCAUCUUCUUCUCCUUCUCUCUCUCAACUAGAGGGGUUGGAGAAAUCCAAGAAUGGGGAGUUACAGGAAAGAGAAGAAACCCAAGAAAUUAUCAGGGACUGAAUCAGGUAGCUACAAUUACAAAAUGUUCAAUCUUUUUAACCGAAAAUUCAAGAUUACGGAGGCGGAGCCGCCUGAAGAUGUCCAAGAACUUUUUGCCAAGUUUUCCGGCGGUGAACGUGAAAUGACGAUCGAACAGUUUCGCCGGUUCUUUGUUCUCCAUCAAGAUAUGAUGGAUUGUAGCUUAGCGGAAGCGCAAAAGAUUGUGGAGGAUGUCAUCAUCAAACGAUACCAUUCCGCUAAGUAUGCCGGACAAGGGCUUAAUCUUGAUGAUUUUUUCUAUUUCCUCCGUCUCGAUGAUGUCAAUGGACCUAUCAUUCCUCAGGUACACCAUGAUAUGACUGCUCCGUUAUCACAUUAUUUCAUAUACACAGGGCAUAAUUCCUACUUGACCGGGAAUCAAUUAAGCAGUGAUUGUAGUGAGGUCCCAAUUAUAAAGGCUUUGCAAAGAGGAGUUAGAGUAAUUGAACUGGAUUUAUGGCCAGGUUCCACAAAAGAAGAGAUUCUUGUUCUGCAUGGAAGGACCUUGACCACUCCCGUGCCUCUCAUCAAAUGUCUAAAGUCCAUAAGAGACUAUGCUUUUGUUAGUUCGCCAUACCCAGUCAUUAUAACUUUAGAAGAUCACCUUACACAUGACCACCAAGCAAAAGUUGCAGAGAUGGUUACUCAAACAUUUGGAUCAAUGCUUUAUUAUCCUCAAUCAGAAUGCUUAGUACGGUUCCCUUCACCAGAAUCAUUAAAACACCGUAUAAUUAUAUCAACCAAACCACCAAAAGAGUACCUUGAAUCUUCUGUCAAGGGGAAAAGAACUCGCUUCUCAAAUGGAAAGAAUUCAUCCGAAGAAGAAGAAGAAGAGGAAGAAGCAGCAUCAGGGAAUCCAGAAAAUACAGCUGGGAUGGAGUCCGAUGAUAGGAGUGACAGUGACCUAGAUUAUGAAGAGGACAAAAAUUCAGGACAUACUCCACCACCUCAAUACAGAGAGCUAAUCACAAUCCAUGCUGGGAAACCAAAGGGUGGCUUAAAGGAAACAUUACAGCCUACAACUAAUAACGUUAGACGUCUUAGCCUGAGUGAACAGGAACUUGAAAGGGCAGCCACAAAUAAUGGAUUGGAUUUAGUGAGGUUUACACAGGAAAAUAUUCUGAGAGUGUAUCCUAAAGGAACACGAAUCACCUCCUCCAAUUACAAGCCAAUCAUCGGGUGGAUGCAUGGAGCUCAAAUGAUUGCAUUCAAUAUGCAGGGAUAUGGCAAAUCACUUUGGUUGAUGCAUGGGAUGUUUAGGGCCAAUGGAGGGUGUGGUUACUUGAAAAAGCCUGAUUUUCUAAUGCAUAAAGGGCCCGACGUAUUUGAUCCUAAAAGAGCGUUAUCAGUAAUUAAGACAUUGAAGGUGAAGGUAUAUUUGGGCGAUGGAUGGCGGUUGGAUUUUAGCCAUACACACUUUGAUGCAUACUCCCCUCCAGACUUCUACACAAAGCUUUACAUAGUUGGGGUACCAGCUGAUGCUGCAAAGAAAAAAACGAAAAUAAUCUGUGACAACUGGGUACCUGCUUGGAAUGAGGAAUUCACCUUCCCAUUGACUGUUCCUGAGCUAGCUUUGCUUCGGAUUGAAAUACGAGAAUAUGACAUGUCUGAGAAGGAUGACUUUGGAGGGCAAACAUGUUUACCUGUCCCAGAGCUAAGACCAGGGAUCCGAUCAGUCCCUCUUCAUGAUCGGAAGGGAGAGAGGUUUAAUAACACAAGGCUUCUAAUGAAGUUUGAGUUUGUAUAAACUUGUCAUAUGCUACUCCACAUCCAAGGUAUAUAUUCUCUCCUCACACCUUGUAUCUAGCAGAUUUUUUUACACAUUUUUGUCCCUGAAUGUAUGUACAGACAGAAGUACUGUAAUUAGUUCAAAUGAGAGCUUCAAUGCAGCUGGGAAUGGAUAGUUUCAGUUCAAGUUUUCUUUGGAAUGAAGCUAUAUGAUAGGAAAUGUUAAAAACAAUUAUUUUUGUCCCAUAGUAUUGUCCAUUGUUAGCUGUUCUAGCAAAAAGGUUGUCUCAUAGAGUGUUGAGAUGUCACAGAUGACAAUCUUAUUUUGUUCUUUUUGAUUUUUGGUGGUUGCUUGUAUUAAGCUUAACCUGGAAGGCUAAUCCAGAGUGCAAUUUUUGACCUGGUGAUUAAAUUCUUUUUAGUUUC
Molecule: messenger RNA, 2367 nt
Organism: Jatropha curcas
Lineage: Eukaryota; Viridiplantae; Streptophyta; Magnoliopsida; Malpighiales; Euphorbiaceae
Product: phosphoinositide phospholipase C 6
Biological process (GO): phosphatidylinositol-mediated signaling; release of sequestered calcium ion into cytosol; lipid metabolic process
Cellular component (GO): plasma membrane
Molecular function (GO): phosphatidylinositol-4,5-bisphosphate phospholipase C activity
Source: RefSeq, a predicted model, not a curated record